Corapipo altera (White-ruffed manakin) is the source of this 2998-nucleotide messenger RNA. RefSeq lists its product as uncharacterized. NCBI's taxonomy places the organism in Eukaryota, Metazoa, Chordata, Aves, Passeriformes, Pipridae. The record is from RefSeq and is a predicted model, not a curated record. The coding region runs from base 12 to 1049 and encodes 345 amino acids. The transcript has 3 exons.
GGGAGCAGGGAAUGUGCUCCAUGGGACGAGGUGUGGGGAACAGGAGAUGUGCUCCAUGGAGGGAUCUGUGGGGAGCAGGGGAUGUGCUCCAUGGGAUCUGUGGGGAGCAGGGAAUGUGCUCCAUGGAGGAAUCUGUGGGGAGCAGGGGAUGUGCUCCAUGGAGGGAUCUGUGGGGAGCAGGGGACACUCUAGGAGCUGUGUUCCACGGGGUGUGUGGGGAGCAGGGAAUGUGCUCCAUGGAGGGAUGGAUGUGUGGGGAGCAGGGAAUGUGCUCCAUGGAGGGAUCAAUGUGUGGGGAGCAGGGGAUGUGCUCCAUGGGAUGUGUGGGGAGCACACGGUACCUGGGUGCUGUGUUUCGUGGAGGGAUGUGUGAAGAGCGUGGGAUGCACUUGGAGCUGUGCUCCGUGGGAUGUUUGGGGUGCACAGGGAAUGCUCUUGGAGCUGUGCUCCGUGGGAUGAUUGGGGUGCUUUGGCUUGCACAGGGAACCCUGGAGGCUGUGCCCUGUGGAGGGGCACAUGGAAUGCUCUGCCCUGCAUUGUGGUGCAGGGGAUGCCCUGGGGGCUGUGCUGUAUGGAGGAAUGUAUGGGAUGCUCCUACUUGCAGGGCAUGCCAGAGGGGAUUUGCUGUGGGAAGGGGUGUGUGGGUUGUCCUGGGUUGCUGUGUGGUGCAUGGGAUGCCCCAAGAGCUGUACUUCGUGGAGGGAUGUGUGGGGUGCUCUGGGGUGCCCACGUGGCUGUGCUGUGCUGGGGGCACUGGGUUGUGCUGGGGGCACUGGGUUGUGCUGGGGGCACUGGGUGUCCCCGUGGCUGUGGGGUGGCACUGGGGUGUGCUCUGGAGGCCAGGCUGGUGUGUGGGGUGCUCUGAGGUUUGUGGGGUGCCCUCAGGGCUGUGCCGUGGAAAAGGACGGUGUUGGGUGGAUGAGAGAGGUGGCUCUGGGAUUCCAAUCCCAGUGAGGGGCUGGGACAUGGGAUGGGAGGGGCUGCAGCACCAGGGCUGGGCUGUUGGAUUUGAGAGUGAGAAGUGUCCUAGGAGAAAGAAGCUGGAGUAAGUGGGGUGGGAGCUGCGUGUGUGAACUCUGCAGUGGAGCUGGAGCGAGGGGCUGGGGCACAGAGGUCUGUGGAAGGGAUGUAGGGAUUGGAAUAAAAGGUGGAACAGGCAGUGAUGGGGUGGGAGAUGGUGUGUGGGACAUCACGUCAUCUGGGAUGUGUUGUGAGGAAGGGAUGGGGGGCUUUGGUGCAGGAAGAACUGAAAUAUGGGUGUCUGCAGGAAAAGAGGAAGAGGUGGAUGAAGCAAUGUGGAGUAUGAGGUCUGCUGGGGAGAACUGGGUUGAUACACGAGGGGAUGGAAGGAUGUGAGGAGCUGGGACUUGAGUCAUUGGGAGAAAGGGAUAUGGGAGUGGGACUGCUGUGGUAUGGGGAGGCACUGGGAGCCAGAAUGUGGGGUGGGCAGGAAGUGCUUUCAGCUUGGGGGAGGUGGUGCAAGUGGUCAUGAGGGAAACUGUAGGGCUCCAGAGCUGGGAAAGCAGGGUAGGCAGUUCAGGAGAGCAGGAAUCCAGGGAAGCUGAGCAUGUAGUGUUGGACUGGUAUGUGGGAUAGCUGUGCAAGAGGAGUUUGUGGGAUACCAGGAGUGUGGGAGGGGAUCUUGUAUAUAGGGAUUGUGGGGAGGAGCAGUAUCUGACAAGGCAGGAGCAGUGUGUUUAUUUGGAAGUAUUCCUGCUAGGUAGAGGAGAGGCAUUUUGUGUGUGUGUGUGUGUGAGAGAGAGAGAGAGAGAGGCAAUCUGUGCCCUGGCUGGCUGCAGAGGGGGAUGAGAAAGGCUAAAUCUUUGGAAACACUGCAAGUUCAUGAGGCCAAGGGUUGGAUGAUGAGGAGAAACGAACACUGAAGACCCCAAAUGCUCAGGGAAAUGAUGGGACAGGCAGAUGCAGGAAGGCAGCACGGCUCCACCUCUGAGAUGAGCGAGAGCACCCUGGUUUUCUGUGUAGUCCAGCUUUCUGUCCCUGAGGUCUCAGUGUAGGUGGUGGAAUGAUGGGACUGGAGAGGCCUCUGCUGAUGGAGUGUUUGGGAUGUGGAAGGUGGAUGUUGCUCGCGGAGGGGAGACAAAGCGCGAGGACGCAGAUGGGAGGAAUCCGAUGUGACAGUCAACUGUGGGUUGCUAUUUGGGUAUAAAAAAUUAGGGUGGGAUGAUUACAUGAUUAGUGGCUUAAUAGUAAACUACAUGAGGAAUCAGGAAAUUGUCAGGCAGCAAAGAAAGAAAGUAAGUACAAAAGAAGUGUUUAGUAGGGAGGUGCUUGUGGAAGGGUUCAAAGCCACCAACGUGAAAGGGAAGAUGCUUUUACUCUCCAGGUGCCAAACCUAACUUGGACUCUGAAACUGGUCUGGAAAUGACCAUGAACCUCACUUUCUGGGGAGAGGAACAUCAAGUCUUGUAGCUCUAACCUGGUAAAGUGACACCACCUUGGUCUGGGCAGAGAAGAAGGGGUUGUGCCAGGUCGAGUUUGUCUCACAAAGCCUCCCUGUUAGUGACUGGUUGUUCUACUGUCAAAACACAGUUUGAGGAAGUGGGGGAGACAGUUAUUCCAGUUUUUAGGGGUUCCAGUAGCAUUCUUUUUCCUUGAAAGUGUUCUGUCCUCGAUUUCUCUGUGAAAAGCCCACACAGGCAUCAUAGGAUGCUCUAAGCAUCAAGCUUUAACAGCAUGAGGAAAAGAAGUGAUGUAGAUUUUUUUUCUUCUGUUUUCUUGGGUUAUUUGGUCAGUGAUUGCUCAAAAUAUUUCAAAAACAAGUGCUGGAAAGCUAGGCAAGGCAUUACAUGGAAUAAAAGGGUAUGGAAUGAGAGAAUUAACAUACCUAAACAGCUUUAUCCCCACUUCUUUUUGUUUGCCUCUCUGCUGCUUCACAUCUUGUCGUGCCCGAUUUCUGCCUGGGUGUUACAGGUGUUGGGGUGGUGAAGCUAAACAGGGGCACCCACAGUCGUGCUGUGUUCAUCCUGUGGCAGUGGAG